AGAGAGAGAGAGAGAGAGAGAGAGUGUUUCAGAGAGAGAAGAUAGAAAGAGUGUGUUUAUUGUGAAAGCAAGCGUUCGAGAGAAGUAAUGGAAGUUUUUUGUGCGAUUGUGGAGAUAAGCCAUCUGUGGCUUCUUUCGCCGUAAUCUCUAGUGAGAGAGAGAGGGGCAUUGUGAUGAGCAAAUGUAGAGGUUGUUGGGAAGGAAUUACUUUGUUUGUGGACGUGAUGGGAUUCUUGUGAGUGUGGGUUCAGAAAUUGGGUGUUUUAGGAAUUUUUUGUUUGUUUGUUUUAUAGGAAGCAAAGCUGAAGAAUUUGAUCUAGGGUUUAAGAUCAUUUAGAUUUUGUUAAGAGAAAUGAAUCAUACUAGGGAUAAGACGGCGUCAUCUUUAGCCAUUACAGAGAAGAAGCCUCAUAGGCCAGGUGGUUGUGUUGGUAUCUUGUUUCAGCUCUUCGAUUGGAACCGGAGAUUUGCAAAGAAGAAGCUCUUCUCUAAGAAACUGCUUCCACCAGUUCGUGCAAAACAAUCUUCAAAGAGGUUUGGAGGAGAUGAGAAGCUGCCCAAGCUUCGUUUGAUUGCUGAUGAGAACAGUGGGGGUUUUCCAAACGUGAUGAGAAAUGGGGCUCGUAAUUCUGAACAAAAGCAUGAAAUGCGAGCUCCUGGUCUUGUUGCCAGGCUUAUGGGUUUGGAAUCUAUGCCACCUGGGAAACAGGGUAACUCAAAGAAGACUUCAUUUUCUGGAGUUGGGGGUGAUAAAGGAGAGAAUUUUGUGAGUUAUAAUUGUGGGUUCGAUAGGGAAGAGUUGCAUCUGGAGAAGGAAGGGGCAAAAAAUGAGUCAAGGCCCCCGAAGCUUCAAAAGACUGGGUUAUCUGAUAGGAGGGCAGUGACUAGGUUUGGAGCUGAGGCAUUGCAGUUAAAGAAUGUUUUGUCGCGAUCAAGAAAGCAUCAUCCGAAACUAGCUUCUCCUGUGAAGUGUCCUAGGAGUCUUUCCAGAAAUGCAUCUCGGUUGAUUGGUGCUGCUACUAAAAUUUUGGAACCUGGGUUGCAAAAUAUGAAUAGGGCCAAAGGUGCUCUUACUUAUUCAACUGCCAUGCAUCAUGCUUCCAUAGAUGACUUCAUGUUGGAGGGAAGAACAGCUCUAUCACCAGACCCAUCACACAAUUCCAACUAUUAUGUGAGUGCUGCCAAGUCUACAAAGGGGCAUUCUUCCUGCAGAAAUUGUGGCCAUUUGCUAGAUGUUGUGGACUCUAGACCAAAUGUAGAAGAACAACUACCAGUUUAUGCUUCCUAUGUUUCAAAUUGUGUCAACCCCUCUCCUCAAGGGUUAGAAAGGAAUGUGCAAAGACCACUUGUAUCAUCCCCUGAGCAAGAAAGAGAGCAAGAUAUUCAGCAAGAUCAUAAGCAUUCAGCAUCUCUUGCUGCUCAAGCAAUGGACGGUUCACGACCUCGUGGUGAACCAAUUUCAGAAAGAAAGCCUCGUAAUCAAGAUGGUCAAAUUCAGGGACAUUUGACAAGUGAGCGGUGCAAGCCUAAAAAAUGUGCACCACCUUCUGUUGGUAUUAAGCACAAUACACAAAGGCAGAAUCAGGUGUCGCCGGGUGGGGAUAAGGCUCCACCAAGGUCAAAGCUUAGUAACAUGCAAAGCAACAGAGUCUCAUCUGCUGCAAAUGCUACUAACGAUACCAAAGAUUUUGUUGCUUUGAACCGAAUUUCAAGUGGUCGCACCCGAUCAAGAAUGCCUGCCAAAGAGGAUAAUUUCAAGUUUGGCGCGGAGAGGAGAAUUGGUGGCUGGCAAAAUGAUUCCUUAUCCCCAGAGCGUAAGAGGAGGUUGGUAAAUGUGACCAGAAAAGGUGAAAUUUCUGGUUCUGUGAAUUCUACCUCAGGUAAGCAAACAAGUGUUAGUUAUGAUACAAGGCACACCAACAUUAAAAGCAGAUUGACCCAUGUGGGAGAAAGUAAUAGAACUGGUGGUAGUGGCAAUAAGGACAAUGAAGUUAUUUCCUUCACAUUUAGUUCUCCAAUGAAGCAUAAGACUGGACUCCCCACAGGAAUGGAGAAAAGAAGGGAACAAAAUGAUUUGCAUUGUAAUAGGACUCAGCAGAAAUCAAUAUUGGAUGAAAGUGAUGGAAAGACAUCCUUUCAAAAACCAUUCCCACUGAGAGGAGAUACUUUAGGUGUUCUUAUAGAGCAAAAAUUGAAGGAAUUAACUUCUCAGGAGGAGGAUGAGUUGGCAAUUGGGGGAACUCCACCAAAGAGAACCACCGCGAUGAUUCUCCAGGAACUAAUAUCUGCCUUGACUGCAGAGAGGCCAUUUCCACAGGAUGAUGUGGCUGUUGGAUCUAACCAGGAAACAAUUUCAGUCUAUCAUGGUCAGCAGACAAGCAUGAAUACUCCCUUGUCUUUCCAGGGAAAACCAAAGACAGCAAGGGCUUCAGUCGGUUAUUCUCAUGACAGUGAUCACCUUAGCCCAGGAUCUGUACUUGAUGCUUCUUUUUCAAAUGACAGUUGCUUCUCCAACAGUCGGGACGAUAGCUCAUGGCAUAGACUGCAUGCUGGAUCGAUGGAAUGGUCCGAUGCUGAACCAGAACCUGAUGCAGAUCUCUUGGAUUGUGCGACUUCUCUAAGCAUAGGGAAGAGUGACAGAGAGUUUGUGUCUGAUCUCCUGAAUGACGUUGGUGAAGUUUUGUGCGCUCUCAACCUUGUCGAUGCUGGGCUAAAAGGAAUCAAGCUCACUCAUGCCAAGGAGGUCAUCUUGAAUGUUGAAUUGAUAUUUAUAAAUGCAGCUCUAGCUGGUUCUGACAUCAACAGAGAUUUUUCGGUAACCAGUUUUCUCCUUGAUGAAUUGGAAACACUUGAGCGUGUUAUAUGGGCAAAUUUUAGUUGCAUUCUUGCUUUUGAGGAUACAAAAGAGAACAAUCAACUCAAGGCAUUCGCUUUGGAUUGUGUCAUUGAGCAUUUAGACUCAAGUUAUGUUCGACACUCUAGUUCUGGAUAUACAUCGUGGACAAGAUUGCCGUUAUCAAUGAAUGCGGAAAUGCUAAUCCUUGAGGUUGUUGAUGGAGUUAGAAGGUGGACAGAUUUGACUAGAUUGAUUCUAGAUGAGCUUGUAGAGAAAGAAAUGAGUCAUUCCUUGGGGAAAUGGACUGAUUUUGAGAUUGAAGCAUUUGAGACAGGCGCCGAAAUUGACUGGGACAUACUCCACGGUUUGGUUAAUGAAAUUGUUAUAGAUCUUUGGGAGGGGAACUACAUACAGCCUCUUUAACAUUCGAGGUUCUCAUAGCACAGCCAUUCCGCAAACUUUACCCGAUUCCCUGACUUUUUUAUCUUUGGAAAGAAGAUGGUAAUUUUUUGUACAAAUGAUGUGUUGCACAUUGGGUGGUAUUUAUUAACAUUAGCUAUUGUGGUUUUUAGAGGGCUCUGUCUCAGUUUCAGGUUGUAUUUUUGCCUAUUUACUUGAUAAGAUGGUGUGGGAAAAAUUGUUUUCUGGUACCCCUUCUGCUUUUUUCACUAAUAACAGUUCAAAGGAGUUUCCCC
This is a messenger RNA of Ilex paraguariensis (yerba mate), 3531 nucleotides long. The record is from the annotation of a GenBank genome assembly. NCBI's taxonomy places the organism in Eukaryota, Viridiplantae, Streptophyta, Magnoliopsida, Aquifoliales, Aquifoliaceae.